CGAAUCGGUUCUCCAACAAUUCCAGCGACACAUGCAGCAGCACCAGGAGCUCCAGCCAGAAAAGGUUGUUGCUUGGGGUUAGCUGCAGCAGCACGAGUGCCUCAAGCAACGGUACCAGUGGCUCCACCUCAAAUCAGCUCUCCAACAAUUCCAGCGACUUAUGCAGCGACGCCAGCUGUUUCGCCGAGAAGAGGUUGUGGUCGUGGAACUUCGAGAGGGUUGGCAGCUGUUACAGUGGAUGGUGCGGUUCAUCCAGCAACUAGUGGUAUUGGGAGGCUUGCAGGAGGAAUUGACGGCAUGGAGACUGCAGGAGCUUCGAGUAGUGGAGUGCCGUCUGAAACUGCUUGUGAAACGGUUCCAUUAACCUUCAGUGGAAUGCCAGUAGAGCCAGUUGUUAAAACGAGUGGCAUAGAAAUUGUGAAAAAGAGGACAGGAGAGUUUUACUCAGCGUUUUCUUGCCGCUCGCAUCCAGAUGGUGUAUAUCCUCUUCCUGGGUCUUUGUCUUCUAUUGUGUUGUGUCAUUCUGGCGAUGCGGUAAUUUUAAGUUGCCCGGAGGGUCUUGUUAUGGACGAGAGGGAGUUGAAGUGUGUGGAAAACGGAGGAAGAAUUCGAGGGAAGCUUGCUAUGGAAUGGGAUAUGGGACCUUCUCCUUUGGGUGUUCGCCUGUCUAUUAUGUGUCACUGCCUCGGUAUUGCAAUCGCUUCGUUUGCCCAUCGUCGCUGGUUUUCAACAAUUUGGCGCAGAGAUUUAUGUUGCGGCGUGCAGGUGAAAGCAUUUGUUUUGGUUCUACGAGUAGUGAUGAUGCAUGUGUGUCAGUCGCUGACUUUUAUAUUUGUUAUUGUGAAAACGUUGUCUGUUAAGAUGGACUUUGAUAUCACUGGAAAGUGGGCAGUGGGGUCUCGCAAAGUCAGGCCAUUAUUGUCCCUUCUGGAGAGUCCAGUGGUGAGGCUGGUUUGGGGGGCUCCGGACAAGUUGAUGGUCAGAGCAGAUUGUGGAUUCUGCAUUAGCGGUCUCAGUAUGUGUGGGUUUGGGAAUUCAGCACCAAAGAACUUUGGAGUUAGAAAGACUUUUCAAAAGGAAGUAGUUGCAGAGAGUUUCGGGGAAUCAAUUUGUGGUUUGCAGUAUUACUUUUUAUUAGGACAACCCGAAAAUUUACAACGAAUGAAUAAGUUAGUACGUGGUCAUGUAAGCGUGUAA
Enterobius vermicularis (human pinworm) is the source of this 1197-nucleotide messenger RNA. The record is from the annotation of a GenBank genome assembly. NCBI's taxonomy places the organism in Eukaryota, Metazoa, Nematoda, Chromadorea, Rhabditida, Oxyuridae.